This is a messenger RNA of Myxocyprinus asiaticus (Chinese sucker), 3104 nucleotides long. Its product is annotated as ELAV-like protein 1. Gene Ontology annotation, molecular function: RNA binding. The coding region runs from base 112 to 1134 and encodes 340 amino acids. The transcript is spliced from 7 exons. The record is from RefSeq and is a predicted model, not a curated record. Lineage: Eukaryota; Metazoa; Chordata; Actinopteri; Cypriniformes; Catostomidae. Gene Ontology annotation, cellular component: ribonucleoprotein complex.
AGCAAGAGCGCAGCCCCGAGAAGCCACGUUUUGCAGAAGAUCCGCGCACGUCCAUUCUACGGCAGAAUCGAAGGGACGUUAAAAUUGUGUCUGGAUCUGUGACGGCUCUUCAUGGCAGUCAGAAGGGGACACAUUAGAUACUUAAAAGACGUAUAUGACAUGUCGAACGGUUACGAAGAUCACAUGGCCGAUGAGCCUAAAGAUGCCAAAACAAACCUUAUCGUCAAUUACUUGCCUCAGAAUAUGAGUCAAGAUGAGCUGCGGAGUCUCUUCAGCAGCAUUGGGGAGGUGGAAUCUGCUAAACUUAUUCGUGACAAAGUAGCAGGCCACAGUUUAGGGUAUGGAUUUGUUAACUAUCUUAACCCUAGUGAUGCAGAAAGAGCUAUCAGUACUCUCAAUGGACUGAGACUACAGUCUAAAACUAUCAAGGUGUCAUAUGCCAGGCCAAGCUCUGACACCAUAAAGGAUGCCAACCUCUACAUCAGCGGGCUGCCUAAAACAAUGACACAGAAGGAUGUAGAAGACAUGUUUGCACGUUACGGCAAAAUAAUCAACUCCCGUGUGCUUGUCGAUCAAGCAUCAGGACUUUCUCGUGGUGUGGCCUUCAUUCGCUUUGACAAGAGAGCAGAGGCAGAGGAUGCAAUUAAGGACUUAAAUGGGCAGAAGCCACCAGGCGCUACCGAGCCCAUCACUGUAAAAUUUGCUGCCAACCCCAACCAAGCUAAAAACACACAAGUUAUUUCCCAGAUUUAUCACACACCAUCUCGCCGCUUUGGGGGGCCAGUUCACCACCAGGCCCAGAGAUUCAGGUUCUCUCCUAUGAGUGUGGACCAUAUGAGCGGCAUGUCUGGUGUUAACGUGCCUGGUAACUCCUCAUCAGGCUGGUGUAUUUUUAUCUACAACCUGGGCCAGGAUGCAGAUGAAGGCAUUCUGUGGCAGAUGUUUGGGCCCUUUGGAGCCGUCACAAAUGUCAAAGUAAUCCGCGACUUCAACACCAAUAAGUGCAAAGGAUUCGGGUUUGUUACCAUGCCAAACUAUGAAGAAGCAGCCAUGGCUAUUGCCAGCCUCAAUGGCUAUCAGGUCGGGGACAAGAUUUUACAAGUGUCGUUCAAAACAAGCAAGUCGCACAAGUAGAAAGCAGGGUUACCAGGCAAAUGAUAGAAGUCCCAUGUUUCCUUCAGAGCCAGAGUGGCUGGCAAAGUUUAAAAAGAAACGUAUUUUUAGUGUAAAGUCUUUGCAAAUUUUCACGUUUUUCUGUCUCGUUUAGACAUCUGUUUGACAGUUUCCUUUUUUUAAGAUUCAAGUUGUUGGAUGCGUCAAAUGCAAGUGUUUUUAGGCAUUCUGGUUGUCCCAAUAUUUGACCAAUUCCAUAUUUGAUAACUAUUUUGUGUCUCGGUCAUUAGCCUGAUAAUGUUGCUAAGUGCCAUAUGUGUGGUCAGACCCUUUAUUCACCAGGUGCUGGCUUUAAGGCUCUUGAUUUUUUUACCAGUCAACAUCUUCCAUUGCUCUUCCGUAUUUAUGAUGCCUUAAUUUUACGUCUUUUUUCCUCUUUGCCCUCAAAUGUAGCACUUUUUUAGUUUUGCAGGAAUAUCAUUGCUCAUCUUGCAACAUUUCAUUCUGAUAUUGAAAUCUGAGUUUUAAAUCCAGCAUUCUGGGAGCUCAAUACGUUGAGGCAAUGGCAAAGGAAGAAGAGUAUCUGUGAAAUGUAAUAAGGCUUUGUUCAUUGAGGGAAAAUACUUUUAAAUUGUUAAUCUUUUGUAAGGAACCCUCUGAAAAGACCGGUAACUAAGAAGGACCAAAGACGUAUGGAUGAAAGGUUUAGUUUCCCCAACAGAAAUGCAGGUUGCACAUCCCUUGGCAUAUUCCAAAUAUAUUUGGACAUCAAAAUACUAGGUACUGAGUAUAUAUGUCAAAAUGUAAUCACAUUUGAGCAUCAGCAUCUUCUGUUUAAGGUUUGUUUUUUAGUUUGUUUUUCUUUUUUUUUCUUUUUUUUUUUCUCUCUCUUGUAAAAAAACAUACUUUAAGUUUAGGUUGGUUAUUUGAAAAUAGUUAUCCAUUACUAAUCCAUAUGCUUUUUAAGACUGCCUUGUGAUUAUUAUUUUGUGUUUUGUUCUUUUUAUUUUUGCUUUGUGUUUCCUUUUGGAAUCUUUCAUUUUGAUUGUUUCACAUGGCAUUUAAAAUCAUUAAAUUUUUUUGUUUUGAACUUUGUUUUGUUUCCUUUUUUCUUAAUUUUAUAUUUUAUUUAUACAUUCAUAGGCUCAGUAAAAUACACUUCCAUAUUUACAGAUGCAUUCAGGGCAGUCAGUAGUUUUUAAUCUGCUAGUCACUCUAGUCCACUCUAGGGACCCUCACUAGAGAAAUACUACAUAACCACAUUUCAUGAUUUUAAUUUUGAUGAAGUAUUUUAACUUGUGUGUGUUUUCGAAGCAUUGGACCAAAUUGUAAAGAUACCACUUCAGCUAUCCGACAGUGGUUGACUUUAUUUCACUUGGCCGAUGGAGUGUCAUAAUUGUGUUCGCUUGGUAAAGUGCCCUAUUUUCAGUGGUUCAUUCUCUGCUUUUUCCAGGGGUUUAUACCAUAGUUUCUAAUUGAGUAGUGGUAAAGGUAGAAAGAGGACCCCAGACUGCCGAAAAUGUGUAAAAAUUCAAGUCAUAAUCUUUAUACGGUUGUCCAAAAAUUGUACAGCCGUAUCCAUCUCAUCCCUUCAGCUUUUACUCCUUAGGUCUUCCAAAUAGCAACACAUAAAUUCCCACAUAGCUUUACCUGCAACUGAGUUAACUUGUGAAUUUGUGAUGUUUCCAAGAAGUGUCUCAUAUGAAACAUUGUUGAUGAUUCUCAGCCCAGACAGUUAUAUGCUCCUCUUUGUACAAGACUUAAGGUUGGUAUUGUGUGCAUAUAUUUAUAUUAUUGGUGACUGUCAUCUUAAUUGGCCUGUACAUUUAUACACUAUAUUCUAUCUUCAGUGGAUUGUUUUAAGCAGCAGUUUACAGUACUUGGAUGAACUAGCAUCACCUGUUACUUAAUGGAAUAGUUCACCCAAAAAUGAAAAUUCUCUCAUCAUUUACUCACCCUCAUGCCAUCCCAGAUGUGUACAACUUUUUCUU